AACGUCCCCAAGAAAGUAUGAAAGAACCCCGGAUUUUCCCUAGAGAGCGGCCAACUCCUUGGACUCGUGCUCAGUUGCCACCUCGAGGACGGCUUGACGGUUCCUUGGGACCACAGGGGGGUCCUGUUCUAAACACAGGCCACCCGCUGGGCAUGAACUCUGAUCCCUUCCUUAUGGCAACUGGUUCUCUUGGUGGAAAUAUGGCCCCAUUCCCAAGGAACCCAUCGCCUUUUCCAACUUCAUCAGGCUCAUUGGCUUCAAAUCCAGCACCUUUCCCUGCUGGUGCUCGUGACCCAGGCAUAGCUUCUUUUCCAAGAGGGAUGAAUCCCACUGGUACAGGUGCAGUUUCUUUCCCAAGGCCUGGUGGCCUCUUGGGCCCAGGCCCGGGCCCGGGCCCGGGCCCUGGCCCAGGCCCAUCUCUAAACCCGAGGACAGGGGCUCUUCCAGGCCCAGGACCUCUGUCUAAUCCAAGGUUAGGGGGUCUCCCAGGGCCAGGUCCUAUGCCCAACCCAAGGGCAGGUGGUCUCCUGGGAACAGGUCCUGACCCCAGAAGUGGCGGCCCAAUGGGCCCUGUAUCUGGGCCCAACUUGAGAUCAGGGGUCCUGUUGCCUUCUGGGAAUGGUCCUCCUAAUCCUAGGCCCGUUGGCCUAGGACCAGGACCAAGUCCCAGUCUGAGAUCAGGCUUUGGUGGUACAAACCCUGCCCCAAGAUCAGGUAUGUUUCCAGGUCCUGGCCUUGGACCCAACCCAAGGGCAAAUAGCCUGGGCCCAGGCCUUGGGCCCAACCCAAGGGCAGGUGGCCUGGGGCCAGGCCCAAAUCUGGACACCAGAGCAGGUGGACUCCUGGGCACAGGAUCUGGUCUUAACUUAAGGAUGGCUGGACCUCAAGGCCUAGAUCUUGCCCCCAUUCUAAGAGCAGCAGGUCUAUUAGGGGCAAAUUCAGCUGCUUUCUCACAGGCUUCUGGAAACAUGGGCACAAGCCCAUCCUCUAUGGCACGAGUACCUGGCCCCAUAGGCCCAAACUCGGGUCCUGGCUCUCGAGGAAUUGGCCUUCCAGGGCCAAAUCCAUCUCCCAUAUCCAGAGCUCCAGGCCCCAUAGGCCCUAAUUCAGCUCAUUUUUCAAGGCCAGCUGGGCCAAUGGGGGUAAAUGCCAAUCCCUUUCCAAGGGGGAACAGUUCAGGGGGGCUGAAUCCAGCUGCCUUUUCUCAGACUUCUGGCACAUUGGCCUCAAAUCCAGGUGCCUUCCAGAGGUCUGCUGGCCUCCAGGGCUCAAGUCCAGCAAUUUUCCCAAGAACCUCUGGACCACUUGGCCCCAACCCAGCUAACUUCCCCAGAGCCAGUGGCUUGCAGGGUCCAAGUCCUGCUGCCUUCCCAAGGUCUACUGGCCCAUUAGGCCCUGGUCAGGUUACUUUCCCCAGGUCAGCUCCUGGGCCCCUGGGCUCUUCUCCAGCAGGGCCUGUCGGUAUCAACCCAGCUCCUUUUGCAAGGCCAACUGGGACCCUGGGUCUAAACCCAGCUUCCUUUCCAAGGAUGAAUGGCCCUGUAAGCAAGACUUUGGUCCCAUUUCCUAGAGUGGGGAACCUCCCUGGCACAAACCCAGCUGCUUUUCCCAGACCAGGGGGUCCUAUGGCUGCAAUGUACCCAAAUGGAAUGUUACCCCCUUAAACACUUUUCUCUCCAGGACCACUCUGGUUUCUAAGCACCGUGGUUCUGGGCAGGGGCUGUGUUUAGGUAAAAGGGUAGAUAUGGAGCUACAGUCUGAAGUACAUAGCUGGGGCUCAAGUUCAAAUGAGCCUUUUUUUUUUUUCCUGCUUCUUUCUUGACUGAAGGUGAAAUGUUACUUGUGAGAGAUGGACUACGGCAGGGGAGAAUGAUCCUGACCUUGAGAGAAAGGAUCGCCAGCCCUCCAAAAGCCUGCUGUGCUUUUGUCCCACAGCUUUUUGCCCCUUGUUUCUUACUAGUUUCUUGAAUUGUUCUUGUGGACUUUUCCUCAGGGAUACAUUGGCCUGUAGGUCCCAAUUCAUGUGUAGUCCUCUGCUCACCACUGGAGAAUCAGCUCACUGCUCUCUAGGACUGUUGCAUUGGUGAACGGACCAUGCUUCAGCAGCUCUGCCCUGGGCAGCUUGGACCUGGUCAUCCUUUACUGCCAUACCUUUCCCUGAGGGCUUGAACACAGAACAGGGAGGUGGACAACCACUUCAAAGACCCACCAAAUACAAUUUCUGCUUGAUUAACUGGGCCUGCAGCUUCCUUCUCCUGGGACUCAGAGGAGGCCAGAAUCAAGGCUCGACCGCUCACCUAAUUCCCUCUCCACUAGUACUCCUGAUCCAAGAACCUCAAAAUUUAAACUGACGUCAAUGGGAAUAUGGGAACUGGGAUAGGGGGUGGGGGGAUGAAGGGGAAAAAUCACUGUGCUUCGUUCAGCCUGAGGUGAAAGGAUGGUUGUUUUUCCUGCAUUGUAUCUUUUCUUACUGUUUCUUUAAUAAAUGGGAUGAGAGGGCU
Suricata suricatta (meerkat) is the source of this 2501-nucleotide messenger RNA. RefSeq names its product DERPC proline and glycine rich nuclear protein (gene DERPC). Lineage: Eukaryota; Metazoa; Chordata; Mammalia; Carnivora; Herpestidae. The transcript has a single exon. The record is from RefSeq and is a predicted model, not a curated record. Bases 18 to 1664 code for a protein of 548 amino acids.